ACGAAGCAAACAGUCUCUCCUUCUCUGCACUAUACGCAGACAUACACUCCUCACACACACUGCUACAGAAACAAGAGCAGAAAGACCUGGACAUCUUUGGCUGGAUAUUUUCUUACAUACGCUUGAAAGGGUACUGAGGAAUCAUGGGACUGCUGAAAGUCUCUGUUAUCUUUCUUCUUUCACUCGUCACGAUGACUUUAGCACAGCCGCCUGGAUGCAAGAUCCGCAUCACUGACAGAGGACUGGAGAUGUUGAAAGCUGAGACAAAGAAUUUCGUGGAAGGAGAGUUGAGUAACAUCACCAUGCCAGAAAUGCGUGGCUCCGAGGGCCGCUUCCAAUACACCAUAAAAGAUGUGAAGGUCACAGAGCUGAACCUGACGUCUGACCUGCGCUUCCAGCCAGAAGUCGGGCUGCUGUUCGAUGUGCAGAACUCCUCCAUCACCCUCAACUUCCAGAGACGCAUCCUUUACUGGCUCUUUUAUGAUGAGGGAGCCAUCAACGCCUCGGCUGAAGGCGUCAACAUCUUCACGGUCCUCCAUCUGAGCAAAGACGAGGAGGGCCGUCUCAAGAUCUCCAACAUCACCUGUGACGCGUCCAUCGCCAAGAUGAGGGCCAAAUUUGGCGGGACUCUUGGGCGGGUUUAUGACUUCAUCGGAACGUUCCUGACUACAGGAAUGCGCUUCAUCCUAAAUCGACAGAUUUGUCCUGCCUUGAAUCAUGCUGCACUAGUUUUGGUCAACCAGCUGCUGGAAACAAUCCCAGUGCGCACGGAAGUGGACAAUUACGUGGGCAUCGACUACUCUCUGCUGAGUGACCCUGUGGUGACAGAAUCAAGCCUUGAUAUGGAUUUUAAGGGCAUGUUUUACUCCCUUAAGAAUGAGAAUGACACCCUGGUGAACUACGCUGUGAAUCCCGUAGUGAGAGAGUAUGAUCGUAUGGUCUAUCUCUCUCUCUCCGAGUACUUCUUCGACAGCGGCCUCUUCUCUUACUUCAAAGGUGGCCUGUUCCAAACACGGAUCGCAAACGAACGAAUGCCAAAGGACUUAGAAUUGCUCCUCAGGACCACGUACUUGGGGACGAUGAUGAUGCUGAACCCGGCGCUGAUGGAUCAGCCUCUGUCACUGGAGAUCGAGGUCACGUCUCCUCCUCGGUCCACCAUCAAGACCUCCGGUGCCAACGUGGCCGUCACCUCCAUGGUCAAAGUGUUGGUUCACCCGGCAGGAAAACCACCAGUUCAGCUCAGCAUCAUGACCAUGGAAGGUAAAUUCAACGCCAAAGUGUCAAUGAAGGCCAAGCGCUUGAGUAUCCAUUUAGAUCUGAGAAGGUUUAAAAUCUACUCCAAUCAGUCCGCUCUGGAGUCUUUAGCUCUUAUUCCACUGCAGGGUCCCCUGAAGACGAUGCUGCAGAUAUCCGUGGUGCCUCUCAUUAACAAUUACAUUAAGCGAGGUGUGCAGAUCCCUCUUCCUGACGGGUUAGACUUCAUUGAAGAAGUGGUCGAGUAUCACAAUGGCUACAUCAUCGUGGGAGCAAACCUACACUUCAGAACAAGUCUGCGAGAACUAAUCGAGAACAGGCUGUCGGCUCGCACAGACAACACAGUUUAACAUUAAUGCAUUCAUGCACAAAUACUAAAAUAUGGAGGUUUUAAAAGAAGAGCACUAACCUCCAAGCCGAAGCAUGAUGUUUAACUGUACAGAUUCGUCAGUCAACAUUAACUCGAAAUCAACCUUAUUUACUCUCUUCCUGCUGUUAUUGUGAAUAAUUUGUCAAUGCACAUCAUCACAGAAAAAGUCUUGACUUUAUUUUCAGCUGAUAUGAUGCAGUAAUCUUUUAUUGCUAUAAUUUAAUGCUAAUAUAAUGAAGUUUUGCAGUGUAUAUUUAUGAGUCAUUAGCCAUUGCUUACAUACAUUACCUUUAACACAAAUACUUCUAUUUACACUUUGUGCAAACAGUAUCUAUCACUAUUUGCUGUGUAAAUACCAUCUAACAUUUUUACUUUUAGUGUAAAUAUAUGUUGCAUAAACAUUGCACCAAUAUAAGCAAGUAUUAUAAAGCAUACAUACCGUAGAGAUGCUUUUUAGGAUUAACGGGGGGGUUUCAAUCCUCUGCAAACUCGCAUUAAACUGACUCUGUUGUAAUAUGAAAUGCCCACUAAACCAUUCUGUUAAUCAGUGCAUUUAAAAUCAACUUUCAGAAGUAAAUAGGUUGCAAAUGCUGGUUCAAUAGUUUUGCAUUAACCCCGAAACACAUUCAACUGCUAUACUGUGUGCUUCGAUGGAUGAAACAAAAUGUAUUUGUACCUUAGGUUGAAUUUUAUUAUUUUUAGUACAAGUUUUAUCUUAUAUUAACCGUUUAAUACGAGAUUGGUUUGCCUUCCUUAUUUGUGAAUAAAAUUACUGUACCUCUUUAUAAAAAAAAAUGACCUAAUCACAAACCUUGUUUAGUUCAUUAUUGAAAUGAAACCGGUUUUACGCACCAUUUUCUACAAUAAAAAGAUUCAAAAAAAUCAUAGAAAAAUGGAUCUUUAAUGAACAAAAACUGAGGGAAAGAAGAAAUAAGGCACACAUAUUAUUCCCUUAUGAGCACAAAAAGUACCACAAAUAAUCAUUUAUAUAAUCAGGACCUAAAAAGACAUUAUGUGCAAUGAAUUCUU
Messenger RNA from Pimephales promelas (fathead minnow), 2653 nucleotides. It is a transcript of the gene pltp, whose product is annotated as phospholipid transfer protein. NCBI's taxonomy places the organism in Eukaryota, Metazoa, Chordata, Actinopteri, Cypriniformes, Leuciscidae. The record is from RefSeq and is a predicted model, not a curated record. Gene Ontology annotation, biological process: high-density lipoprotein particle remodeling; ceramide transport; phospholipid transport. Gene Ontology annotation, molecular function: phosphatidylethanolamine transfer activity; ceramide transfer activity; lipid binding.